UGCUCGUCUACCACGAGGAAAGAGGGGGAAUGGAUGAAAAAAUGUUAACGAGAAGGUAGAUGUUUAAAUAGCCACGAUGUCUGCGGAAGAAACAACUGUUAUUUCACAGGAAGAGGAAGAGAAACUGAAAGAACUAUUUAACAAAUUGGAUAUUAACAAAGACGGGAGGAUUGACAUCAAUGACCUGACUCAGGCCCUGUCCACCUUGCAAGUUCCACAAACACCGGGUCAUGCAAAGAAAUUCUUUGACAAGCAUGACAAGGACAAAGACGGUUUGAUUGACUUUGCAGAAUUUGUCAAGUAUGUCACAGAUCAUGAGCGAAAACUGCGGUUGUACUUUAAGAAAAUUGACACCAAUGAUGAUGGUUCAAUUGACAAAGAAGAGAUUAUUGAGUCCUUCAAAAGACUCGGUGUUGCUAUUGAUCCAAAUGAAGCAGACAAGUUAUUGUCCAAAAUGGACAAAGACAACACCUUAAAAAUAGAAUGGUCAGAAUGGAGAGACUACUUGCUCCUGUCCCCAUCCCAGAAUAUAGACGAAAUCCUCCAACACUGGCGACACGCCUCUAUGAUAGAUGUUGGUGAAAAUAUCAUCAUACCUGAUGACUUCACAGAAAAAGAAAUGAAGAUGGGAAUCUGGAAGAUUAACCUGAUGGCUGGAGCAAUGGCGGGGGCAGUGUCAAGGUCGUGUACCGCUCCACUGGAUAGGAUCAAGGUCAUGCUGCAGGUACAUGGAACCAGCAAGAACAAAUAUGGAGUGAUCAAUGGUUUCAAACACAUGCUGGAGGAGGGGGGAGUGAAGUCCUUGUGGAGAGGGAAUGGUGUGAAUGUCAUUAAGAUAGCCCCAGAGUCAGCCAUCAAAUUCAUGGCUUAUGAACAGUAUAAGAAAAUGAUUCAUGGUGACACCAAAGGGGAGCUGUUAGUUUGGGAAAGACUAUUGGCUGGUUCAUUAGCAGGAGCUACAGCUCAAACCAUUAUCUAUCCAAUGGAGGUGCUGAAAACCAGGCUUGCUAUUAGAAAGACUGGCCAGUAUAAAGGAAUUCUUGACUGUGCAAUGAAAAUCUAUAAACAUGAAGGUGCAUCAGUGUUUUACAGAGGAUAUGUACCAAACUUAUUAGGAAUUAUUCCAUAUGCUGGUAUUGAUUUAGCUGUAUAUGAGACUAUGAAGAAAUUGUAUAUGAAAACAUAUGAAAAUAAAGAUCCAGGAAUAUUUGUGUUACUGGGCUGUGGUACCAUCAGCUGUACUGCCGGACAGCUUGCCAGCUAUCCCUUAGCACUUGUCAGAACCAAACUGCAGGCUCAAGGUGCAAAAGCUGAUUCAAUGGUGGGACUUUUCCAGAAAAUUAUAAAACAAGAUGGAUUAACAGGACUGUACAGAGGCAUUGUACCAAAUUUUAUGAAAGUAGUUCCUGCAGUUGGAAUAAGUUAUGUAGUGUAUGAAAAGUCACGAAACGCACUUCUAAAUCCAUCUUAGGAAUAGAAAAUUUUGUUAUUUAUAGAUUACACUUUAUGACCUAUACAUUUACAAUAUAGAUGUUGUGCUGUAUGUACAUGUAUUUCAGCGGAAUGUUACUGUUUUAUUUAUGUACCUUUGUAUCGUGUACAUUCUACAUGUGAAUACAUUAACUAAGUACAUGCAUUCUAUGAUUUUUCCUUCAAUGUAUAUUUUGAAUAUGUAUUGUACAUGUUUUGAAGAUACAUUAUGAACGAUUUUUAAAGAGAAACACCUGUAGUAACUAAAAAAAAAAAUCACUAAAAAGAAGGGGAUAAGGUCAGACUGUUGUUUUCCAGCAUAAACCAGAAGUCUAAAGUUCUAACAUGCUUUGUCUUAUAUACAUAGAUAUGUUUUCUUGAUUUUUUUGUCAACAUGUAAAAUGUGUAUUUAAACUUUAACAAGUAACUAUUACAUAACACGGGUCCUCAAUAUUAUAUAAAUAAUUUUUAUAUGUAUCAACAAUUGCUCUUCAGUUGGUGUCCCCAUACAUGUACAUGUAAAUAUAUUGUGAAAUAUAAUGUGGGAUUUUUUUUCAUUUAUUUAAUAAGAUGACCUAUAAAGCAGAUUCUCAGCUUUAUGUGUACAUGUAUCUAUAAGUGUUCGGUGUUCUUCAUUUUUCAUUAUUUUUUUUCUCACAACUCUAUUCCCUUUUAUUGUCUUUCAAAAAACUUUACGCUGAUUCUGUGAGAAAUGAUUCACGUGUAGCAUAAUUAAUCUUGCCUAUUUGUUCACAUUGAUCAGUAAACAAGUACUAUUACCUUAUUUUCAUGUAUAAAUCCAUACUUGCAUGCAAUUUACUUUGUGUGUUAUUACAAUAAUGAUAGGACAGCUCAAAAGUGCUAAAUUUGGCUGUCUCAUAAGUAGCGUAAUUGGCUGUCUCAUAAGUAGCGUAAUUAUCAAUUUCUUUCAAAUUCUGUGAAUGACAGAUACUGUUAAGAUUAGUACAUGUUAUGUAAGAUGUAAAAUGGUGUUUAUAUUUUCAUCAAUGUUAUUUCAUUGCUGUUAUAUUCAAUAGAGUUCUCUCUUUGUUAUAGGAUUUAUAGUCUGUCCCAACUAUUGCUCUAUCACUUUUUGAUGAUUUUUAAUUAAAAUACACAUACCUGUGAAAGAAAUACACUUUAAAAUCGAUAAAAAUGAAAAUAUCCACGAUAUCUUUAUUGAUGUAUUAUCAUUUUUCAUUCAUGAAAGUUCAGAGGAACGAAGACACUUAAAUUUCUUAUGAAGAUUAUAAUGGGAAAUAGUUACAUCUUUUUACCAUUCAGAACUAGCUUGGAAUAUCUUGCACAAUACCUGUAUUUAAAAGUUAUCAUUUGGGCUAUUGCAUGGCUGAUUCAAUGCAAAAUCCCUGCAGACUUUCUCUUUUGGGUUGUUAUUGAAACCUGAAGCAGUAGAGGGGGGCGUUUCAAAACAAAUAAUCUGGACAUUUUUCAUAUUAGUGGAUGAACAUAGUUUGAACACAAAGGUAUUUAUGAUUAUCAAAAUAUCGAGCGAAAAGGGGUGGAAGCAAUAUCUCGGGACAGCUAGAGUAUGAUAAUUCCAAUAAACUUCCAUGACACCUGGUUAGACAUAUUUCAAACAUUUUUCAUCUAAUGUUGAUAAUACAGUAAAUCUUUGUUACUGGAUUUUUUAUUUCAUUUAGAUGUAAGGUCUCUUUUAGAUUGAAUAUUGAGUUCAUAUCUCUUAUGGGAACAAUGAUUCAAUCACAUUUUCUUACUUUUAUACCUUUAUCCAAUUUGAAUAAUGUAGAUCAUAAUGCACAUGAAUUUAAUAUUCAUGGGAGGAAAGUCUCUUCAGGUAUGUCACAUAAAUGAUAAAAUGUUGAAAUUAUUUUUGCAUUACAUUGUGGUAUUGCACAUAUAAAAAUAAAAGUACUUUUAACAAUAUAUGAAGACAUACAUGAUUGUAAUACAUGUACUUUAUCUUUGGUACAUGUGUAACAACAAAACACAUAAUGAUUUUGCUAGAAACUUAUCAAUUGUAACUGUAUUGGUAAGUUUUAAACAUAGAUUAUCAAUUAAAAUUUUAGAUUAAAAUUUCUUGUUAAAGAAAAUUUAGCACAUCCUGAAAUGAUGUGAAUUUCACUGGUAUGUGUAUACAUAUACCGGUACAUGUAUAUGUAUACUUCAGCAUAAAGUACACAAUUUCAAAUCUGAUGACUUGAUAUCCUUAUGGAUUAAUUUGAAAUCCAUUGGAUUUUUCUUCUCUCAUGCAAGGUAAAUAAGAGCUACUUUGCCUUUUAUUACAAUUUCUUUUGUUAUUUGGUUUUGAAUUUGCAAUGUUAUGUUUUUAAUUAUUUUUUGUUUAAACUGGAAGUUGUUUACGCUGCAUUCCAUGAAUAGAAUUUAAAUGUUAUUUUAUAGUCUGUCCUCUUUUUUAUUUGUGCAAACUUUAUUUUUUUUUUACGUGAUCCCUUGGUAGACGUGUAAGUAAAAAGAUACCCAUCUACGAGUUCAUUGAAAGCUUUUGUAAUUAGUGUUGCAAUGUUCUACUGAAGCAGUCAAAGAGAGCACUCAUGGAGACUUCUGGAAAGCUGUUAUAUUUUGUUCAAUGUACAUGUAUUACUUUUUAUACUUGAAAUAGUGAGCAUAAAAAAUAAUUAUGAAUAAAUUAUAAAUUAAUACAA
Molecule: messenger RNA, 4115 nt
Organism: Magallana angulata
Lineage: Eukaryota; Metazoa; Mollusca; Bivalvia; Ostreida; Ostreidae
Product: calcium-binding mitochondrial carrier protein SCaMC-2-like
Exons: 10
Coding region: 77-1471 (464 amino acids)
Biological process (GO): transmembrane transport
Cellular component (GO): mitochondrial inner membrane
Molecular function (GO): calcium ion binding; ATP transmembrane transporter activity
Source: RefSeq, a predicted model, not a curated record